CCAGUGGGGAAGGAAAUAAACUUUCUGAAUCUGUGACACGGACCUGGUGGUACCUGCAGGGCUCCGUCUCUCGGUUCCUGGGAAUGAAAAAACACCGAAUUCGCUCGGAUUAGAAUAAGUUCGUCUUUAUAAACCGUAAUGACGCGGUCGUAUCGCGUCAUGACGCAGUCCAGUUAAGCCACAGUCGCUGGUAAUGGACCCACUGGUUCAGCAUGGGCAUGGCGAAACGAUGAGCAAAAGUCAACUGAAGUGAAAUAGACUGAGGACUGUCACUCAUAGUUCAUGUUGAGAACCCGACUGUUCACCUGACCGAGCUAACCAGACACCAUGGCUGGAGACGACCACUACCUUCAUAAUUCCAACCAGAUGUUUGACAACAUAAUGAUGGAUGCAUCAUGGGAUUUUCCACAUUUUCCUGCGAUGUCUCAGACCCCGUCUCUGAGGACAGCGGACGGACCUUUCCUGCAGAUCCUGGAGCAGCCGAAGCAGCGUGGCUUCAGGUUCAGAUAUGGCUGUGAAGGUCCGUCUCACGGCGGCCUGCCCGGAGCGUCCAGCGAGAAGAACAGGAAGACCUACCCCACCGUGAAGAUCUGUAACUACCAGGGUCCGGCCCGGGUGGUGGUCCAGCUCGUGACGGCGCUGACCUCCGCCCCUCAGCUUCACGCUCACAGCCUGGUGGGAAAACAGUGUGACAAAGGGAUCUGCAUCGCCGACAUGCAGCCCAAAGACUCCAGCAUCAGUUUCCCGAACCUGGGGAUCCUCCAUGUGACAAAGAAGAACGUGGCGAAGACUCUGGAGGAGAGGAUGGUCGAGGCCUUCAGGAUGGGAUACAACUGUGGAGUCUCCAUCCACCCGGAGAUCGACGCCCUGCAGGGGGAGGUCCGAGUCCCCCGAGACCUCCAUGACCACCAGCGCGGUGUGAUCAGCACGGCAGCGGCUCUUCAGGCCAAAGAAAUGGACCUGAGCGUGGUGCGGCUCAUGUUCACGGCGUUCCUCCCCGACAGUGACGGAGCUUUCUCCAGACGACUGGAACCCGUCGUGUCAGAGCCGAUCUACGACAGCAAGGCUCCAAACGCCUCCAACCUGAAGAUCGUGAGGAUGGAUCGCACCGCCGGCUGUGUGACCGGAGGAGAGGAGGUCUACCUGCUCUGUGACAAAGUCCAGAAAGAUGAUAUCCAGGUUCGGUUCUUUGAAGAAGACGACUCAGGGUUGACCUGGGAGGCUCUGGGAGAUUUCUCGCCCACAGACGUGCACAGACAGUUCGCCAUCGUUUUCAAGACUCCGAAGUAUCGAGACCAGAACCUGCAGAAGCCGACGUCGGUGUUCGUCCAGCUGAAGAGGAAGUCUGACAACGAGACCAGCGAGCCCAAACCCUUCACCUACCACCCUCAGAUCAUAGAUAAGGAGGAGGUGCAGAGGAAGAGGCAGAAGACAUUGCCAAACUUUCAGGACUUCAGCGGUCAUGGAGGGGGCGGAGGAGGAGGUCUGUACCGGGGAGGAGGAGGAGGAGGUCCGGCAGCAGGAGGUGGGCCCGGCUCCGCAGGAGGAGGAGGAGGAGGAGGAGGUUACUUCCAGGGUUUUACUACCUAUAACUAUGGAGGAGGAGGAGGAGGUUUCUCCGCAGGAUACUCAGCUGGUCUGGGAGGAGGAGGAGGAGGCGGCGGCAUCAAACACGCCUCUCAGGGCGACGCGGUAGAAGACGGCGGGGACGAUGACGACGGCGGUCCAGGCCAUGAUGCGGGGUCAGGGGCUGUGCUGCAAGCUUCAGCCCAGGCAGGAAGCACGGAGGUCGGGGAGAGGCCUGAGGAGGGAGGGGUCAGUGUGGAGCCUGAUCCAGAUCGAGGUGAGCAGUUGGCUCAGGUGACCAGCAGACAGUUGGAGGCUCUCUUUCAGUACUCUGUAACAGGUGAUUCGGCGUACCUGCUGGCUCCACAGCGCCCCCUGAUGAGUGCACAGGACGAGGACGGAGACACUGGGCUCCAUCUGGCGGUGCUCCACAGCCAGCAGGAGGCGCUGAAGAGUCUGACUCAGGUUGUUUCUGCACUGCCUGGAGAGGAAGUGCUGAACAGGAGGAACCACCUGUACCAGACUCCUUUGCACCUGGCGGUGAUCACCCAGCAGAAGGAGGCGGUGGAGGCGCUGCUAUUGGCCGGAGCCGACCCGACUCUGACGGAUCGCCAUGGCAACACAGCGCUCCACCUGGCGUCUCAGCAGGAAGGAGGGAUGGUCCAGUUUUUACUACAACACAGAGAGAUGAGAGGACUGCUGGACCACGCCAACACAGCAGGUCUGUGUGCGAUCCACCUGGCGGUCCUGUCCAAUCGUCUGUCUUCUCUCAGGGAGCUGCUGGAGGGCGGGGCUGAUGUGGAGGUUCAGGAGCGUAGCUGUGGACGGACCGCCCUCCACCUCGCCACAGAGACCAACAACGUGUCGUUGGCCGGCUGCCUGCUGCUGGAGGGAAACGCCAAGGUGGACUGCUGCACCUUUAACGGCUCCACCCCCCUCCACAUCGCUGCCGGGAGGGCCUCCGUCAAGCUCACAGCUCUGCUGAUGGCUGCAGGUGCAGACCCUCAUAAGGAGAACUUUGAGCCCCUCUUCUUCAGAGAGGACGAGUGCUGCGAUGAAGAGAGGGAGGAUGAGGAUGAGGAUGAAGGCUACAUCCCAGGAACAACUCCGUUCAACAUGGCCUCCAGCACAGAGGUGCUCGAGCUUCUGAACGGGAAAGACUAUGAGCCAAAGUCUCUCCACAGAGCCUGCAGCCCCCCACAGGGUGACCUGGCAGACCUGGAUGUGGCAGUGAAGCAGGAGGUGUGUGGCGCUCUGGAGAGUGAAGGAUGCUGGGAGAAUCUGGCUCACAGUCUGGGUCUGGGGAUCCUCAACACGGCCUUUAGACUAAGCCGCUCCCCUGCCAAAACACUGCUGGACAGCUACGAGGUUUCAGGUGGGACAGUCAGCGACUUGUUGGCUGGUCUGAGGUCAGUGGGAGAGUGCAGAGCCCUGAGCAUCCUGGAGGAGGCGCUGCGCCGCUCUGACACCGAGGACACGCCACUGACCAAUGCGAUGACUGCAGGUGAGUCCCUGUGCGUUCAGGUUCAGGAUCUGAAGGUGGACGCUCAGAUGGACAGCGGGGUCUGUGACAGCGGGGUGGAGCUUUCCACAGCGUGACAGCCUGAUUGGUCCGUCUGCAUCGGUCUUCAUCAGAAGAAGAAGCCCAAUCCAUCCAUCACGCGUCAUCCAUCACUCGUCAUCCGUCGCCCCUCCUUCGCUCUGGACUGAGCUGCGUUUGUCUCCAGAGGAAACGACUCUUCUUUCUUUCAGGGCUGAAAGUUUCUCCUGACAAAACUUUUACAGUUUUUAAUGAAACGUGUUUAACUUCCUGUAAGUGACAAAACAGAAAACGUGUUUGUAAAGCGUGAAGACAAAAGUUCAAAAACUGAAACGUCCACAGCUGAUUGUUGACAGCAGGUGUCCUUCAGGCCACACUACACUCCACCAUUCAACGUCCGGUUCCUGCUCGAGCUGUGGGAGCAGAGACGCUUGGUUUAAAGGAUUCUUUCAUUAAACAGUUAAACCUCCGACAGAUGAAUCUUCAGACGUCCCUUGGUAGAAGAAGUGCUGAUUUUCCUGCCUCUGACCCCAUUUUGCUGAUUUUGACCCUCGUCCUGAGUCUGGUUCUGACGGCCGGUGGAUUUAAGGCUUUUCAUUGGACAGCGGUGAAGCUUUGUUUCUGUGCAGACGUUCAGCGUCUGCAGGGGGAACGGUGCUAUUCAUACUGAAAUGAUUGUAAAGAUUCUGAUUCACCUUAAAGGAUCGCCUCGGAUUCUUCCUGAUGUUUUAAUAUAGUACUCGUGCAGGGGAAUAAUAUUAAUUCAGUUCAAAUGUGCAUUUUAAAUGAGUUUUUGUUUUUAUUGUUUAUCUGUUUAGUGUUUUUUUUUUUUAAUUUUCAGGGCCAUUUUCUUCCACUCGUCUGUUUUCACCACUGAAACUGUUUCAGAAAACUGUCAAUCACAGUUUUAAAAACCAAAAACUAAAACAGCAACAUGAAUUUAAAGUUCUCGCCUUUUUAUUUAUCUUCUCAUCCGACUCUGGCUGGAAGCCAGGAGGAAACUGUUAGCCUAGCCUAGCCUCAAAAGACAAAAAUAACAUAAUCCAAGGCAUUGUGGGAAAGGUAGUCCACAGCUGUGUCCACAGAGUUUCUGUGUUUUCUUAGUGUGAAUCCAAAGCUGGUUUCUCAUCCAACAGUUGAUAUUUAUAUCUUUGCCGAGCACUGUACAGUUCAACAUGAGCUUUUGAUUUGUUGUGUUAUUUUUUAAAUAAAACGUUUUUUUUAUGUUG
Toxotes jaculatrix (banded archerfish) is the source of this 4335-nucleotide messenger RNA. RefSeq names its product nuclear factor of kappa light polypeptide gene enhancer in B-cells 1 (gene nfkb1). The transcript is spliced from 24 exons. Gene Ontology annotation, cellular component: cytoplasm. Gene Ontology annotation, molecular function: protein binding; DNA-binding transcription factor activity, RNA polymerase II-specific; RNA polymerase II cis-regulatory region sequence-specific DNA binding. Gene Ontology annotation, biological process: regulation of transcription by RNA polymerase II; cellular response to stress; canonical NF-kappaB signal transduction. The record is from RefSeq and is a predicted model, not a curated record. Bases 328 to 3165 code for a protein of 945 amino acids. NCBI's taxonomy places the organism in Eukaryota, Metazoa, Chordata, Actinopteri, Toxotidae.